AUGUCCCAGUCCAGGACUCCGUCACCACGGCCCAAUGGAGGAUGGACGGCACGGGGCCUGUCCGAACGCAGUUCAACGUCCAAUGGCUUAUACGCAGGAGCAAACAGUUACAGCAGCAGUGAUGAUCAAUGGGUCGCAGCAAAAGCGAGGAGUGCACAAGUGAGAGGCUAUCCCAGCAUCCAGACCAAGAAUGAGGGUUUCUUUCAACGCUCCAGACGAAAAAUUUCCUCCAGAUUGCCCGUUUUCAGUCCCUACACCCCUCUUUCGGCCCAUUGGAAAGAUCCGGAGAAGCUGGGUCGAAGUGGGUGGCAUCCCCGAGGCGGCGGUAGCUUGUCCAGAUUAAAAACUUUUAUUGGGAACGUGUUGCGGCGGUUUAAGUUCCUGUUCAUAAUAUUGUCCAUUGUGACUUUUACCACCUUUCUAAUCUCUCAAACCAAUGUCCGGGCCAGGUAUCGGAGCAAUGCUCACCUCGGUGGUGGGAGCAAAUUCGUCAUUAUUCUGGGUGCAAAUGAAGGCGGUGGAGUGAUGGAGUGGAAAGGACCCAGAGAAUGGGCCAUCGAACGAGACAGUGUCAAGAAUAAAAAGAGAUACGCUGAAAGAUGGGGAUAUCAAUUAGAGAUUGGCGACAUGAGUACGAAAAAAAGAUAUGCCCAUGAAUGGAGGGAGAGUUGGGAGAAAGUCGAUCUCGUACGAAACGCCAUGGCCAGAUAUCCCAAGGCCGAAUGGUUUUGGUGGCUUGACUUGAAUACCUUCAUCAUGGAGCCUUCAAUAUCGCUCCAAUCCCACAUCUUCAACAAUCUGGCGACCGUGGUCUAUCGUGACAUCAAUGUCUACAACCCGCUCAACAUCACACAUCCUCCGGAAACCGAAUUUCUCGACCCCGUCUCCAGAUCCCCCACCGGUGACAAUUUAACCUCUUCUAUCGACAUCAUCAUACCUCAAGACUGCAGCGGAUUCAACCUGGGUUCCUUCUUCGUCAGACGAUCGGCCUUUACAGACCGACUCCUCGAUAUGUGGUGGGAUCCCGUUCUUUACGAACAGAAACAUAUGGAGUGGGAGCACAAGGAACAGGAUGCCUUGGAGCAUUUGUACGCGGCCCAGCCCUAUGUCAGAGCCCACUUCGGAUUCAUUCCGCAACGCAAGAUUAACUCUUUUCCUCCUGGAGCCUGCCCCGUGCCGCUGAAAGAAGGUCAACCAAUUCAGAACGGGAAGCCUCUUGUUGAUCCCCGAUUUCAUUACCACGAAGAAGAACGCGACUUUAUGGUCAACAUGGCCGGAUGCGAAUGGGGUCGAGAUUGUUGGGCCGAAAUGUACUCGUACCGAGAACUCAGCAACAAACUCAAUCGAUCCUGGUGGGAAAAAUUCAAAGAUUCCUGCAGUGAGAAAUGGAAGGAUCUCAUGAAGACCAUGUUUCACCAAAAGGAAGCGAGCAUGAAACAGGGUUGA
Rhinocladiella mackenziei CBS 650.93 is the source of this 1446-nucleotide messenger RNA. RefSeq lists its product as uncharacterized. The coding region runs from base 1 to 1446 and encodes 481 amino acids. Gene Ontology annotation, molecular function: glycosyltransferase activity. Lineage: Eukaryota; Fungi; Ascomycota; Eurotiomycetes; Chaetothyriales; Herpotrichiellaceae. Gene Ontology annotation, cellular component: Golgi membrane. Gene Ontology annotation, biological process: protein N-linked glycosylation. The record is from RefSeq and is a predicted model, not a curated record. The transcript has 3 exons.